Messenger RNA from Polyodon spathula (Mississippi paddlefish), 3702 nucleotides. RefSeq names its product pre-mRNA-processing factor 17. NCBI's taxonomy places the organism in Eukaryota, Metazoa, Chordata, Actinopteri, Acipenseriformes, Polyodontidae. Gene Ontology annotation, biological process: mRNA splicing, via spliceosome. The transcript has 15 exons. Gene Ontology annotation, molecular function: protein binding; mRNA binding. The record is from RefSeq and is a predicted model, not a curated record. Gene Ontology annotation, cellular component: catalytic step 2 spliceosome. Bases 30 to 1763 code for a protein of 577 amino acids.
UCUGGCCGGAUAUUUACAGCACAUCCAAGAUGUCGGCUGCGAUCGCAUCUCUUGCUAGUUACGGCAGCGAUUCUGGCUCGGAUUCUGACGGCGAGUCCAGAACCAGCGCCGACCAUGCAAGCCAGGACGCUACAGCACACCUUCGUCCUUUGGGUUCGGAGAAAACGCUCUCGUUGCAGAUCCUCAACUCCGCUCCGGAGGUGGCUGUGAAGCAAGAUGUGGAGACUGGAGUGCACCUUGAUCCAUCUCUCAAGGAGGUCAUGUAUAACCCCACAUGCGACACUAUGUUUGCCCCUGAGUUUGGUCCAAUGAACCCGUUCAAAACCCAGCAGAUGUCAGCCCCCAGGAACAUGUUGUCUGGUUAUGCAGAGCCUGCCCACCUCAAUGAUUUCAUGUUUGAGGAACAGAGGAGAACCUUUUCGACCUUCGGCUAUGCCUUGGAUCCAUCCUUAGACAACAGUCACUUAACAACUGGCUACAUAGGUGCAAUAGAAGAGGCUGAAAAGAAUAAGGGCCUAACCGUGUUUGAAGCAGGAGCCAAGAAAACGGAAAAGAGGAAGAAAGUUAAAGGGAGCGAUGCCUCUAACAUUGAAGGGUUCCUGGGACCCUGGGCUAAGUACCUGGAUGAAAAAGAUGUGGCCAAACCCUCAGAAGAAGAACAGAAGGAAUUGGAUGAGAUCACUGCCAAGAGACAGAAGAAAGGCAAAAAUGAAGAGGAGGCUCCUGCAGAUGAAAAAACAAUUCUUCAUGCCAAAGACAUGUAUGACUAUCAAGGAAGGUCAUAUCUGCAUGUUCCCCAGGACGUCGGGGUCAACCUGCGCUCUGCCGAUAUCCCAGACAAGUGUUACCUGCCCAAAAAACAGAUCCACGUAUGGUCUGGACAUACAAAGGGUGUCAGUGCAAUCAGGUUGUUCCCAGUUUCUGGACACCUGUUGCUGUCCUGUUCUAUGGACUGCAAAAUCAAGCUGUGGGAGGUUUACAACGAGCGAAGGUGUUUACGAACAUUCAUUGGUCACAGCAAAGCUGUUCGUGACAUCUGUUUUAAUAACACAGGCACUCAGUUCCUCAGUGCAGCUUAUGAUCGAUACCUUAAACUGUGGGACACAGAAACAGGACAGUGUAUUUCAAGAUUUACAAACCGGAAAGUCCCCUACUGCGUGAAGUUCAAUCCUGAUGAAGACAAGCAAAGCCUCUUUGUGGCUGGGAUGUCUGAUAAAAAGAUUGUCCAGUGGGAUGUACGGUCCGGAGAAGUCGUUCAAGAGUACGAUAGGCAUCUGGGAGCUGUCAACACCAUCACGUUCGUGGAUGAAAACAGACGCUUUGUCAGUACCUCUGACGACAAGAGUCUUCGUGUCUGGGAAUGGGACAUCCCUGUUGACUUCAAGUACAUAGCUGAGCCGAGUAUGCAUUCAAUGCCAGCGGUAACUCUAUCUCCAAAUGGUAAGUGGUUGGCCUGUCAGUCAAUGGACAAUCAGAUCCUGAUCUUUGGAGCCCAGAACAGGUUUCGACUGAACAAGAAGAAAAUCUUCAAGGGUCACAUGGUAGCUGGCUAUGCCUGUCAAGUGGAUUUUUCACCAGAUAUGAGCUACGUUGUUUCAGGAGAUGCCGAUGGUAAACUGAACAUCUGGGACUGGAAAACCACAAAGCUGUAUCACCGAAUCAAAGCCCAUGACAAAGUGUGCAUUAGUGCACUCUGGCACCCGCACGAAACCUCAAAGGUUAUCACUUGUGGCUGGGACGGUCAGAUCAAGCUCUGGGACUAGGAGGUUGGAAGGAAUACAUACACAUGUUUUGUACUGUUAAAGAUUAAAUUCAAUGUUGACUGCCAUUCCCCUCCCACCCUGAUGAAUAGUUUGGCUCCAGCUGCUGUAUGCAAGACUUAAGAUUGGUAUCCAGUCUGGUUUUGGAAAGUUAAAAAAAUUAAAUGUUUGUUAUUUUUUGUUUUGUUUUCCUCCAUUAGUGCAAUCCAAGGAAUGCAUUACUAUUUUGUUUUUUUUUAUUUUAUUGAAACUGCAGGUUUCAGGAGAAACAAUUAUUACACUUUUAAUUGAUACACAUGUAACACUUUAAUCGUUUGAAAUUGUGCUUAAAAUUGUAAAUGUUAGAUCUCUGUUUUAAUGAUUUUUUGAUUAAAUACUGGAACCACCAAACAGCUGGGUAGAGAUGUACCAGAAAUUCACCAUAUGAUGUACUAUAAUUCUCAGAGGGGAUUUUGACAUUCAACAAGAUUGUGACCUUCAUGCUGAUGGUUAAGUAGGAACUAGUGGAUUUACACACAUGUAUCCCAGAAUAAGAAUAUAUCCAGCACUGUUAUUUCAGAAAGGGAUUCGAGAGGGAAGGAAGAUGUAUCACUAUUAAGCCUGUCAGUAAGGUAUGUGUAGGCUUGCCCUUAUUGUUUUAUCAGCAUGUGUACUGCUGGGUUAGUGGUGUCUGUUUUCUGCUUGCGUUUUUUUUUUUUUUUUUUUUUAAAUAGUUGUACAGCUCAUUUGUCAAUAAAUACACUUUGUAAAAAAAAUAGUGUGCCUGUUACUACUGUUCUCUAGCUUCCAUCUGGUACUGGAAGUUGAAAUCUGGUUGAUUCGUUUCCACCGGCAGCAGACCAAGACCAAGGUUUGGCCUGUCCAACACCCUGUGAAGUAUCCUAAUUAGUGUCCUGUCUGAAGGAUGAUACAGGAGGGUGUUGUGCAGAAUGGACAGCUGUGGAGUGAUAUCAGGGAAAUGUUAGUUUUUAAGAUAUUUUUAAAUAUGAACUUGUACAAAAAUGUGAUGUUUGAUCGUUUGUAUAAUGUUCAGUUAAUUGGUUGCAAUCCUGUUUGAGUUCUACAGACUGAUGCAGAUGGAAACUUGGGUUGAGGUUACUCAAUAGGCACUCUUUUCUGGAAAAUGUUAUAGAAACUUCUAUAAAUGAUAACCAUGUAGAACGUUUGAGUUUAAUUUAUGAAUUGAAUCAUUUUACCUUACCUUCAAACUUCUAGUAAGUUCUCACUUUAACCUUUUUUAAAAAUGUUACAUUCUCCUUCAUGUUCAUGGGCUGCCCUACAGGUAACCCACCUGUGACACACACAUUGGUAACUGGUAACCUUAGUAGCACAUUGUACUUGAAAACCUGAUUCAAAAGCACAUAGUAAUUGGUGUUGGCAAACUAUUUAUUUUGCUUGGUUAGACAGGUUUAGUCUUGUUACUUGAGUGUUAAAGUAGAGUGUUUUUGUCUCCAAAGAGAAACUAAAACUACUGCUAAAUUAACACAUUUAACACUGGGGAACUCACUAAAAACAAGAAGUAAUUAUUGUACCAAAAAGCUGCCUAUACUGUUGAGAGUCGAUAUGUUUUGUUAGAGGUCUGCAGUGCUGAAACCGUUCACAUUCUGUGUAAUGCAAGGGGGCCUGAAUGUGGCGGAAUGUUUUGUAAUAUUCAGCCUGCAUGAUGGCUUCCCUUCUACAUCAAAAGCUUUAAUUAAAUUUGAGGUUGCCAUGAGGACCGAAAGCAACCCUCAGAGUUAAAAGAAAGCUUUUUUUUUUUUUUAAAUAAUCAAGAAAGUGACCAAGGAAAAACAAUUUCUUAAUCACAGAGGGCCACUUUACAUGUUAUCGUUCAAAGGGGAAGAGAAUGUGUUUAGCCUGAGGAGUGAAAUGUUCACUCGUUCUUUGGCUGUGUGUUGUGGAAACUCCAGAGGCUGUCCAGAAGCUGUCACAACCACCCAAU